AUGACGAGGGUCGGCCGCGAUUACAGAGACACUAUGCCGAAAGAUGCGGUGCCGGCUGUAUCGGCCGAUGUGAUGUUUGCUUCCAGUCGAUUCCCAAACUAUAAGGUUGGAGGCAACAAUCAGAUCAUUGAUGCGAAAGAUGACCCUAAAGUGAUGUCCAUGAAGGAAGCUGUGGCCCGGGAGACAGCUCAGCUGCUGGAUCAGCAGAAGCGACUCUCUGUUCGUGAUCUCGCCAAUAAAUUUGAGAAGGGCUUGGCUGCUGCUGCUAAAUUGUCUGAAGAGGCUAGAUUGAGGGAGGCAGCCUCACUGGAGAAACAUGUGCUUUUGAAGAAGCUGAGAGAUGCUUUAGAGGCCUUAAGAGGGCGUGUGGCGGGUAGAAACAAGGACGACGUGGAGGAUGCUAUUGCAAUGGUGGAAGCUCUAGCUGUUCAGCUAACUGAAAGGGAGGGAGAGUUGAUUCAAGAAAAGGCUGAAGUGAAGAAGUUGGCUAAUUUCCUGAAGCAGGCUUCCCAAGAUGCCAAGAGGCUUGUAGAUGAGGAAAGAGCUUUUGCUCGAGCAGAAAUUGACAGUGCGAGAGCUGCGGUCCAGAGGGUUGAACAAGCCCUUCAAGAACAUGAACGGACAUCUAAAACGCCAGGGAAACAGGACAUGGAACAAUUGAUGAAGGAGGUUCAAGAGGCUAGAAGGAUCAAAAUGUUGCAUCAGCCAAGCAAGGUCAUGGACAUGGAACACGAAUUACGAGCAUUGAGAACUCAGCUCGCUGAGAAGACCAAACGUGCUCUUCAGCUUCAAAAAGAGUUGGCAGUUACUAGGAGCGGGAAGCAGAAGGCGUCACAUCCAUAUGAAUUAGAGGGAACUGAAGCCUUAGGUUCAUACCUAAGGAUCAAUUGUUGCUCUAACAAUGAUCCGGAACUCACUAAUUGUUUAAUCCAGUGGUAUCGUGUACCAUCUGAAGGUGGAAAGAAAGAGCUGAUAUCAGGAGCUACAAAACCAAUUUAUGCACCAGAGCCGUAUGAUGUUGGACGGACGCUGCAAGCUGAAGUAACUCUCGGUGACCAGAGAAUCACUUUGACAAGCACUGGUCCAAUUGAUCCUGCUCCUGGCCUUGGAAGCUAUGUGGAGGCUCUUGUCCGGAAGCAUGAUGUCGAGUUCAAGGUGGUUGUUACCCAGUUGAAUGGCUCACAUCAACCUUCAGAAUCAAUCCACGUGUUCCACGUCGGAAAGAUGAGGAUUAAGCUCUGUAAAGGGUCUACUACAAUUGCUAAGGAAUACUACUCUGCUUCCAUGCAGCUUUGUGGAGUGAGAGGAGGCGGAAAUGCAGCAGCUCAGGCAGUGUUUUGGCAAGCAAACACAGAACUCUUGUUUGUACUAGCUUUUGAAUCAGAGAGAGACAGAAAUGCAGCGAUUAUGCUUGCUAGGCGCUUUGCUUUCGACUGCAAUGUAAGUUGGUUUCUUUCCUUUCAAGUCAGCAGCUCUCUUUUUAUAGCUCUCCUUACAUAA
Messenger RNA from Linum trigynum, 1500 nucleotides. Lineage: Eukaryota; Viridiplantae; Streptophyta; Magnoliopsida; Malpighiales; Linaceae. The record is from the annotation of a GenBank genome assembly.